AAAAGAGCAAAUUUUCCCCGGCAAUAUCGAAAGAGAGCGCGCAUCGAAAUUUCUAUGAAUACACGAAAUAAAACCACCGCAGUGAGAAUAAAAAAUUGAAUUGUACGGGUAAUUGGUGAUUGAUUUUAAAAAACAUUACAUUAAGUGGGACACCGUAGCGGCCGGCUUAGUUUUCCACUGAAAAGAAGGUAACAAAAGCCAAAAUUUCUAUUGCGUGUGCGAGAGAAUAUUGCGAGUAGUUUUGUUGAAUGAAAUCGAUUGAAUCGGUGUCAUGUUGCACUAAAUUUGUGUUGAGCUAUUAAGUGGACGUCGUUUUCUUUCGCAUUCUGAAAAUCAAUUUCAUGCAAAUCAGAUCGGAAAAACUGAAACCAAAAGAAUAUAGUGUGGUGAAUAAAUUUUGUUGUAUAUCAUAUGUGAAAAUAUGCUUUCAAAAAACGCCAAUAAAAUCCACCGCACAACCAUUACACGUUCAAACACACACACAUACACAUGUACAUUCGUCGUCGUCGUUGCUAUUGUCGUUUUGCACUCAUACAUUUUGCUGCACGUUGUGAAAUUAUCAAGUAUAGUUCGCCCAACAUUUCUCCGAAUGGCUUAUGUUUCGUUGUCGUUGCUGCCGCUGAUGUCGUCGUCGUCGUUGCUGUCUCGUGUGCGUGUAUAUAAGAGCGACAGCAAACAAAAUUCCAAUCACAAGCAUCGACAUUCAGUAGUAAAAAUGGCGUCGCAUAGAUCGGACUUCUAACGCUGUAUCUUUCAAAAUAAAAACGAGCAACAAAUACAGCAACAAAAACAAUAACAACCAACAUACAAAACUAUAAAUAAAUGCAAACAAAUUGCAUUGAUACGAACUUUCCGUUAAAUCGAAUAAUCACGAGCUGUAUUGUUGUGAUUGGAAGGUGGGCCGAAUCGAAGGAUAAUUUCUUCUUCGAUAUUCGGCGAGGGGGACAAACACUUGACUCUCUUACCGUUAGAUUAACUAGGACCGACGCUCGAAAAGGAAAAACCGAGAAACAAAAAAUCAAUUGUGUGUACCAUAUAUUCAAGGAGACAGGAAUAGAUAGAGAGAAAGAUAGCAAUAACGCCGACAUUCAAAAAGGAUAUGCCAAUGUUUUCGCAAUUCCCAAUGAACCUAUCGAUAAAUGGAUUCAUCGUACUUGUAUCAAAAGUCUGGACAUGCUUAUGUUUCAUAUUUAACCGACAGGUUCGGGCUUAUCAGCCGGUGAAAUAUGAUUUGUUCCCGUUGUCACCGGUGUCGCGGCAUCGUCUCAGCAUGGUUCAUCGCAAGACUUUGGUGUUAGAUUUAGAUGAGACACUGAUUCAUUCACAUCAUGACGCAAUGCCGAGGAAUACGGUCAAACCGGGCACGCCACACGAUUUUACUGUUAAGGUCACAAUCGAUCGACAUCCAGUGCGAUUCUUUGUACAUAAACGGCCACAUGUCGACUUCUUUUUGGAUGUUGUAUCACAAUGGUACGAUUUAGUCGUAUUUACGGCGAGCAUGGAAAUUUAUGGUGCUGCCGUUGCCGAUAAAUUAGAUAAUGGUAGAAAUAUUUUACGUCGACGAUACUAUCGUCAACACUGCACUCCGGAUUUUGGAUCAUACACAAAAGACUUAACAGCGAUAUGCAAUGAUUUAAAUAGGAUAUUUAUUAUAGAUAAUUCUCCCGGUGCAUAUCGAUGUUUUCCAAAUAACGCAAUACCAAUCAAAUCUUGGUUCUCCGAUCCCAUGGACAUUUGCCUCCUAUCGCUAUUACCAUUAUUAGAUGCGUUACGAUUUACGAAUGAUGUGCGCUCAGUGUUGUCACGGAAUUUACAUUUGCAUCGUUUGUGGUAGUUACGAAUCGAUCAGUGAACAUUCAAGUUUGCAAAGAACGCGCAAAAUCAGCGGUAUAUAAAUAUGUUAUCGAAAUUACUGGGCCGAAGAAGAAAAAAAUCUACUCAGACAACACACAUACGAUUUCAAUGUGGUGGUCCAGAACAAACCAAGGAAAACUAGUUAAAACAAAAUAGAUACAACAACAGGAAAAAGAAAACAACAAAUUUAUUAAGAAGAAGAAGAUGAUAAUGAUGAUUAAUAUGAGAGAAAGAAGUAACAAAAAGACGAAAUGAAACUACAAAAAAGAGACAGACCAUGGAUCAGUUUUGUAUGAAUGUUGUAUGUAUGUUGUAUGUGUGUGCAUCCGUAUUCAGUUCAAAGGCUGUGUGCGAAUAAAAAAAAUACUAUACAGUCAUUGUA
Molecule: messenger RNA, 2236 nt
Organism: Sitodiplosis mosellana (orange wheat blossom midge)
Lineage: Eukaryota; Metazoa; Arthropoda; Insecta; Diptera; Cecidomyiidae
Gene: Dd
Product: CTD nuclear envelope phosphatase 1 homolog
Exons: 5
Coding region: 1100-1834 (244 amino acids)
Molecular function (GO): protein serine/threonine phosphatase activity
Source: RefSeq, a predicted model, not a curated record